AAAGCGGGCAAGAAUGGAAUCUCGCGGCCAAAUAGGCUCGUUAUAUCGAUUGUAUUACAAUUGCGCCUCGUGGUAGUGGUGGCGACAGCGACAGCGGCAGCGGCGGUGGCGGUGAUGGUAGUAGUGGGAUGCUGAUAGCGGUCGUAAUGCUAGCGAGACUUGGUGCAGCAGUUACGAGCUUUAUAUAUGUUUUGUGGUUACGAGGCGUACGCGGCUUCACCGGGUCUAGUUUCGCCGCGUUCUCGCGAGACGUCCAAGACUACCGCCCUGCUGUUGUGUCGCCCUGCGUCACCCCUGUUUCAUUCAGGGCGCUAAUCUGAGCACCGAUAGUCCACGUGCGCGCAUCACUCGCUACAGAAACGGCCGAAGCGGCGCAAUCAGUGGCACGAAUGCGCGCGCUUCCUCACCUCACUCUCGUCCGUUUGGUGGCACGUUUCUGAUCGCGUGGUAUAUGCCGAAGCGGCUCCGGGUCACAGAAGAAUGAAUAUUUUCCGAAAUAUAUCAGCCACUUUUUGGUCGUCGGACAUUUGGUUGCCUCCUAAUAUUACGUGGCAGGAUAUCAGUCCAAAUGCAGACAAUAAGUAUGCUAAUCAUCAGCAUUUAAUAUUUGCGUUGCCUAUGGCAUUGGUUCUCCUAGGAAUAAGAUAUACUCUUGAGAGGUACUGGUUUAUUCCCUUAGGAAAAUCGCUUUGUAUAAAAGAUAUUAGAAGCAAAAGAGCAGAGCCCAACAAGAUAUUAGAAAAAGCAUACCUUAAUAAGAAACCUAAAUAUAAGCAGAUUUUGGCAUUGGCUAAACAAUUAGAUUGGUCUGAAAGGCAAGUGGAGAGAUGGCUUCGGCUGCAUCGUUCUCAAGACAGGCCGUCUACUCUUACGAAAUUCUGUGAAUGUUGUUGGAAAUGUUUGUAUCAUGCGUCUGCGUUUUUCUAUGGCCUUGUUGUUCUAUGGGAUAAACCGUGGCUUUGGGACAUAAAGCAUUGUUAUUACAAUUAUCCCUAUCACUCUGUUACCAAUGAUGUAUGGUGGUAUUAUAUGAUAGCAAUGGCAUUUUACUGGGCAGUAAGCAUUUCUCAAUUCUUUGAUGCGAAAAGGAAAGAUUUUUGGCAGCUGUUUAUUCAUCAUAUAGCGACAAUUUUACUUUUGUGUUUCUCAUGGGUCGGGAAUCUCACGAGGAUCGGCAGUCUGGUCUUACUUGUGCACGAUUCCGCGGAUAUAUUGUUGGAGGCGGGAAAACUGGCAAAGUAUGCAAAUUAUCAAAAAGUUUGUAAUUGUAUAUAUGCCGUAUUUGUAAUUGUCUGGAUCGUAACACGUAUGGGUGUAUAUCCAUUUUGGAUAAUUUAUAGCACAUCUAUACAAGGGCCUAAAAUAGUACCGAUAUUCCCUGCAUAUUAUGUCUUUAAUUCUUUACUAAUUUUACUACUGUUUCUUCACGUUAUUUGGACUUAUUUAAUCCUUAAGCUCGCGUACCGCGCUUUGAAUGCUGGUCAGAUAGAGGGUGAUAUUCGCAGUAAUAGCAGCGACGAAGUAUCCGACACUUUGGCCAAUAAUAUUCCCACCAACAAUAACACAAAUCAUGUUAACAAGUCAAAUUCGAAACUGAAAACCAACUAACAAAAUGCAUGCUACGUAAGCUAUUAUUUUAAAAGUUUAUCCCAAGGCAGAAAAUUCAUCCGGACGUUUAGUCAAAUGCUAAUCUUCCUUCCUACAGGUAUGAUAUAAAAUCUCGAAUGCGACUUUACUCUUGUAAUCUAAGGCACUAAUGUUAACAUACCCAUUCAAUCUCUCAUAAAAAUGAAAGUAAUUAAAAUGUAUACUUUCUCCAAUUUCCCUUUCAUUACUAUUUCAUUAGUAUUUCCAUUUCAAAUGUAUUUGCGUUUAAGAGUGUAUAUAUAUCUACAAAGGUCAACGAAAGAAAAAAAGAAAACAAACGGCGACAAACCGUAAAACAUCAACAAUUAUUCAUAUAACUCCAUCUUAUUUAAGAAUUAAUUAUAAGUAUAUAUUUCAUUUUAACCGAAUUCUUAAUAUUUAGUUAAGAUGUAAGAAUGGACCAAAGCCGUGUCAAUGUAUCUGACACCUCCAUCAAUAUUCUCUCAGAAUCUAACAUCACGUAACUACUUUGAAAAAUGUAUUUAUUUUCGCAUACUUUGUGAGCAUCAGUCAGUGAUUGCUAAGCAUAAGAGCAAUUCAAUUAAUAAUAAAUUUCUACUAAUUAAUCAUA
Molecule: messenger RNA, 2218 nt
Organism: Solenopsis invicta (red fire ant)
Lineage: Eukaryota; Metazoa; Arthropoda; Insecta; Hymenoptera; Formicidae
Product: ceramide synthase 6
Exons: 8
Coding region: 481-1608 (375 amino acids)
Biological process (GO): ceramide biosynthetic process
Cellular component (GO): membrane
Molecular function (GO): DNA binding; sphingosine N-acyltransferase activity
Source: RefSeq, a predicted model, not a curated record